AGCCUUAUCUGUAAACAACCUACCUGUUUACUACAACAACACGAAGACAAUUACUUUAAUCUGACUUUUUAGAGAAUAUCUCUAAUCUUAAAGCAAUUUAAAUAACAAAUCCAAUAUACACUACUAUUAGCUUGAUUAAUCACUGGCUCGUAAAUUACUUUGAACUGCGUAUAUAAAAACGAUUGUGAAACCUCAAAGCUGCUACUUAAUCCUCGAAUUGCCUUAUGAAACAUGUUUCCUUACAAAUCUGCGUCUCCAUCCUUGAGACAGAAUGAGAGAUCUAUCAAACAAACGUACAGUUCGGAAGUUCCAGUUACUAAAACUACCGGCAAUGAUCUUUCCGAUGAUGAGCUGAAAAAAAUUAGCUCUAUGUCUGAAAAGAUAGAACACUUAGAAGCUGAAAACAAGGUCUUGACGGCAGAAGUUGAAGAGAAGAUAAAGAGCUAUCAAAGAGAAAUGAAAUCCUUACAAACCGAAAAGCUUGAAAUCAGUGAGCAAAAACGGCAUAUUCGGGAAAGAGCAAAAGGCUUGGAAAAGGAAACGUUUAAAUUGGAUUCUGAUAUGGAGGAACAUCGAAUGCUACAAACUGAAAUUCUUGCCGAGCAUGAAAAUUUUCAAUCUAUUACGAACGAAAUCAACCAAUUUUUCAAUAUAUUAGGGCUAAAGGAUUGUCCAACUUACGAAGAGCUUCUUGAAGAGGAAUCUCAACUUGAAAAAGAAUACGAUUCAAUCAACGAAGCAUUGCAGUCGGCUUUACCAAAAUCGAAAUCUUUGCUUAACAUACUAUGUGCUGUUUCUAAUGCCUCACAGAAUAUUCCUGUCGAUGCUAAUGCAGCAUAUCUAUAUCCUUCUUGUUUGUUAAGACCGAAGUCGUUAACCACUCAAGACUCAUUAACUUUAGAACCGAAAGACUUAGAACUGGUUGCAUUUCAUUUAAAAACGCAACAGGAUAUUUUAGAACAGCGGGCUGAACAAAUAGCCUCUAUUAACCAAUUUAUUGAACAUAUCGAAACUUAUUCUACUAAUUUAAGUUCACAGGAUAUCAAAUAUAGGGAAAGCUCAAAGGAUCUGAUGGAUAAAAUACUACUUUUGAAAGCAAACUUGAGUAAAUCAUUGACACUUCUACGCGAGAAAGCGGAUCAAAAAGAACUUUCUAUUCAAAAUAUUUCAAGAGAAAUAGAAAAGUUCUCUUCUGUUCGAAAAGUAGAGCCGAAGGUAGAAAAAUAUCGAAAUGCUUUACGAAAUGUUCGGGAAGUAAAAAAUCGUGAUAACCUUUCGUCUACAAAUUACAAAUACAAUUAUCCGUUGGAUUCAUUGCCUAUUGUUCAAAAAUAUCACGUUUCGCAAGAGCCACUCCUCACCGAACCGGCUGUGCUAGAAUAUCUAACACAAGUGGAUUCAUUUGCUCAUGACGAAAAAGCAAUGAGAGUGAUCAGAGCUAGGUAUUUAAAACUUACCGGUCGCCCAUUAAAGGAAUGGAAUUAUACCAGUCCAAUUUACGGAAGAACUAUAGAAGCUGCUAACUUAAUAAUGCACAAUCCACGCUUUGUUUCGCUUAAGCAUCUUCACGUGACCCUUCGUGAUACAAAUAAUAUAGUUUGGCUUGCUGAGGUUUGGUGCGACGACUAUGUUAGAGGAAUUGGCCAUUCUUUGAAGAAAGGAGAAGCCAUCCAAAUAGCAGCAGAGCAAGCUGCACUUCAAUUUAGGGAUAUAACUAGCGAGGACCUAUUAGUUAUGGGGCAGCGACAUUCUACCGUCGUACAGGAUUUAUUCCUUGGACAUCCACUAAGUCUUUCCUCGAUAAAUUAAGAGACUAACAAACUGAAAAGUUUAUAUAUUACACAUUUACGGUUAAUCUGUUUUCCACCAUCGCCCUUAAUUUUAUUCUAAUUAUCUAUCCAAUUGCAUAAAUUAAUCAGUUUGCUAAUUCGCUAUUAAUAACCUUCUCGACCAGGACCAAACGAACAUAAGGCAGGUAAAAUGCUGUUAACUUUUAACAGCAUCUCUUCGUAUUCACCUAAUGGAGUACUUAAGACGGUUACCGCACCACCAGCCCCUAUUCUCCAAAGAUUAUCUUCAUCGUAUUUAAAAGCUGAUCGAAUUACCACGUUAAAUUCUGAUGAUCCAGUAACGUCCCAGUAUCCUAGAGUUCCAGAGUAUAUCCCACGACCAUGAGGUUCCAAUUCCUCAAGCAUUCGAACCGUUCUUAACUUAGGAGCACCUGUCAUGGAUCCGGGAGGGAAACACUUCGCUAAAACAUCCCACGCGGUUACAGAUUUGUCUACCUGGCCGUAAAUAUGCGAAAGAAGGGAGUAAACAGUUGGAUGCUCUUCAACUUGAUAUAGUUGAGGAACUUCAACUGAACCUUUCUUCGCCAAUUGAUGUAAAUCAUUUCGAAUGAGAUCUAUAAUCAUAUUCAAUUCUGCUGUGUCCUUGGGAUUUAAUAAUUUACUUCUUGCUUCUUCGUAGGUCAUUUGUGGACCUUUUUUU
Schizosaccharomyces octosporus yFS286 is the source of this 2490-nucleotide messenger RNA. RefSeq lists its product as uncharacterized. Lineage: Eukaryota; Fungi; Ascomycota; Schizosaccharomycetes; Schizosaccharomycetales; Schizosaccharomycetaceae. The record is from RefSeq and is a predicted model, not a curated record. The transcript is spliced from 7 exons. The coding region runs from base 232 to 1809 and encodes 525 amino acids.